Messenger RNA from Nerophis lumbriciformis (worm pipefish), 1605 nucleotides. The record is from RefSeq and is a predicted model, not a curated record. NCBI's taxonomy places the organism in Eukaryota, Metazoa, Chordata, Actinopteri, Syngnathiformes, Syngnathidae.
AUGGAGAAUAUAAAACCCAAGUUGAAAGUGCUGAAAAAGCGGCGCUCAAGUCUUUUUGCUACGAUAAAACGUGACAAGAGCUUUACACAAAGCAUAGAGGACCAAGAGAGUGAAUUCCCCUUUUCUCAAGACAGUUCUGUCAAAUUAUGGACAUCUAUGGACAACCUGGGCACGCCGGAUGAGAAGAAAGCACCGAUCAAAGACACAUCAAAAGUGAGGAAACCAAACAUUGUCAACCUCAACGUAGGCGGGAAGGUGUUUCACAUCCCCAAACAUCUGGUCCUCCGACAUCCCAAAACCAGAAUUGGAAUCCUGGCCCUGUGUGAAGAUCCAGCCAAGCGUCUGACGCUCUGUGACGAUUACAACGUUCUGAACAAUGAAUUUUUUUUUGAUAGGGACCCAAUGUUUUUCCACUACAUCUUCCACUAUUAUUGCAGCAAUGUGUUGUGGGUGAUGGACAGUCUCUGCCCAGUCAACUUUGAAGAAGAGAUGUCUUUUUGGGGGCUGAAAUUGAAGGACACGCCGAGAUGCUGCCGAAUUCUGUUUGAGGAGAAAGUAGAUGACAUAAGAGAUCAACUGAAGGUCAACCAGGAGCUGAUCGACGAGAUCAAACCUCACCAGGACGAUGAGGGCUACAAGACCAUGUUCCUGGGCACCUUUCGGAAGAUUCUCUGGGACUUGAUGGAAAACCCUUACUCUUCCAUGCCAGCCAAAGCCUUUGCUGUGUUUUCCAGUCUUUUUGUGCUCAUCUCCAUCGUUUCCAUGACAAUGAAUACGGUGGGAGAACUCAGGCAAUACAAACUGGCCGGUAAAACCUACAUGGAGUGGGUGGAGAUUGCCUCCAUCCUUUUCUUCACCUUGGAGUACUUCCUACGCUUGCUCACUACAUCUAACAUCAAGCAUUUUCUCAAGAGCGCCCUCAAUUUUGUCGACGUAGUGGCGGUCAUGCCCUACUUCAUCCAGAUCAUGUUUGAGGUGUUUGUGAUCGAUUCAGAGGACGUCAGUGCGCAACAAGAUUUGAAGGCCAUGGCCAGGGUUAGCAAAGUCAGCAAGGUGCUCAAAGUUGUCAAACUGAUGCGCAUCUUCAGAAUCCUCAAGCUCGCCCGGCAUUCUACCGGCAUGAGGGCGUUUGGUUUCACUAUUCGGCAAUGUUCUGAACAGGUGUGUUGUCUGUUUCUCUUCAUCGCCAUGGGAAUCUUCACCUUCUCCGCUCUCAUGCAUUCAGUGGAGGUGGACCAGCCUGGAACGCCAUUCAGCAGCAUUCCAGAUGCUUGGUGGUGGGCAGCGGUGAGCAUCUCCACCGUGGGCUAUGGCGACGUGGUCCCUAUCUCCUAUCUGGGCCGCUGCGUGGCCUUCGGCUGCAUCUCUUUCGGCAUCAUCCUCAACGGCAUGCCCAUCUCCAUUCUUUUUAACAAGUUUUCUGACUACUACGCCAAACUGAAGGAACAAGAGUACACCUUUUCAAACACCGAGCGCACCUUUCAGCUGAGGAGACGUCUACAGAAUAAGUGCAACAGCUGCCUCCAGCGUCAAGUCGAGGACUCCGAUGAUGAGGUCCACUAUCGGCCCGGCGGGAGGCAGGCUGCUUUUGAAGGGGAAGAUUGA